AUGACACAAGUAAUGACUGACUCAGUCUUAUCAAACGGAGUAGGAAAACUUACCUCUGUUUCAGGUUAUGCAUUACUACUUGAUGAAGAUUCCAUUGAAUUGAGAGAAUAUGCAUUAAGAGAACUAAAUACAGUAGUAGAUGGCCACUGGUUCGAGAUGGCUGAGUAUUUAGCCUCAAUAGAAAACUGUUUUGAGGAUGAAAUGUUUCCAAGUAGAGAGCAAGCGGCACUUUUGGCUUCUAAGAUAUACUUUCAUAUGGAAGAUUAUGACGAAGCUUUGAAAUAUUUAUUAAGUAGUUACAGAUUAUUUGAUCCAUUAGAUAGCAGUUCCUUUUCAGAGUCUAUGGUGGUAAAAUGUAUUGAUGAGUUUAUUAAAGUAUGUAAAGCUCAUUACAACAAUACUAAUAAUGAUCAUUCUGAUUCUGAUAUAGAUAUUGAUCAUUACUUAAAAAAUGCCACUGUUAUUACUGUUAAUGGAUUAGAUUCUAGAUUAGAAGAGAUAGUAUCUGAUCUAAUUUCAAGAAGUAACUCUAAUGGAAGAUUCUUAAAUGCAAUGGGAAUUGCACUUGAGGCUAGAAGAAGUGAUUUAUUGGUUAAGAUAUUGAAACAAACAUUAGAAGGUAUCCAUAAUGAUAACUUAGCUCAAUUUUGUGAUCAAUGUUUUAAUUUGAUUCGCCACUUAGAUUCAAAUCAGUUUCGUUUUAAAAGUUAUAAAAUACUUAUUAAGCUGAUUGAAGAGAAAGUAACAUAUAUUGAAGAUAAUCCAAGUUUAAAAACAUACUGUGAAUGUCUUUGUGUAAUUGGAGAUAGUGAAAAGCUCUUUACCAUUUUAAUGAAUCUAUCUAAUGAUUUAACCAACUUUUCCAAAGCAUACUCAAUUGCCUUUAUAAUAAAAGACUACGAAAAUGUCACUUUAAUGAAUAAUAUUAUCAGUAAAAUCGAUUUUCAUUUACUUGGAGUUUCAACUAAAACUGAAGUAGAAGAAUGUAAGGAUAGCAAAUCUGAAAACCAAGGCCAAAGUAUUAGUAAUGAUAGACUGAACAAAAUAAGAAGUAUUCUUACAGGAGAAGCAGUUUCAGAAUUAAAUCUACAAUUCCUUUAUUUGAAUAAUCAACCUGAUCUUGGUGUAUUGGAACACAUUAAAAAUAAUUGUGAUCAGAGAUCAGCAAUCUCACAUACUGCUAUUGUAAUGUCUCAUGGAUUAAUGCAAGCUGGUACUACUUGUGAUGUGUUUCUUAGAAAUAAUUUAGAAUGGCUUGGAAGAGCUACUCAUUGGUCAAGAUUCUCAACAGCUUCCUCCUUAGGUAUUAUUCACAUGGGACACAUUAAAGAAGCAUUUAAAGUUCUUUCUACUUGCUUACCUAAUGGUGGAAAUAAUAAUAACACUAGUAGUAAUAAUAACAGCACUAAUUCUAAUAGUGGAGGAAAUGCUUUAGGAGGACAGUAUAGUGAAGGUGGGUCAUUUUUUGCUCUUGGACUAAUUAAUGCAAGUUACAUGGACCCUAAGGCAAAAGAGUACCUUUUAGAAAAAUUAAGAAAUCCCCAAAGAAAUGAAGUCUUACAACAUGGUGCGAGUUUGGGAUUAGGAAUAAUGGGUUUUGGGUCAUGUGACACAGAACUUUAUGAUGAGUUACGUAAUGUAUUAUAUAUGGAUAAUGCUGUAGCUGGAGAAGCUGCAGCAUAUGGACUUGGGCUUGUAAUGUUUGGAUCUGGGUCAAAAAAAGCGAUAGGAGAUUUACUUUCAUAUGCAAAAGAUACUCAACAUGAGAAAAUCGUUAGAGCUUGUUCAGUUGCUUUGGGGUUCGUAAUGUUUUCUCAGAGUGGAGAAGAAGCAAAUGAGCUUUUCCAACAGCUUAACUCAGAUAGUGAACAUUUUAUUAGAUACGGAGCAAUGCACGUUCUUGGACUUGCUUACUGUGGAACUGGGAAUGAAUUUGCCAUGGAAAAACUACUGCAUGCAAGUGUUUCAGAACUUUCAGAUGACAAUAAAAGAGCUGCAGUCUUUGCAUUAGGACUGGUUAUGUGCAGAAAUACACAACAAAUUCCACAAGUCUUUUCUCUUUUAUGCGAUAGUUAUAAUCCACAUGUAAGGUAUGCUGCCGCCCUAACUUUAGGUAUUACUUGUUGUGGUAUGGAAUCCCCGAAAAUUACAGCAAUCCUCCAAUCAAUGACAACAGACUCUACUGAUAUUGUCAGGCAAGCCGCCUAUAUUGGCCUUGGACUUCUCUUAAUGCAACAAAAUGAGUCUUCUAAUGAUAAAUUUACAUGUAUACGUCAACAAAUGAUUAAGACAGCAACAGACAAACAUGAACACAUUGCCACCAGGUUUGGCGCCAUUUUGGGUUUGGGUUUAAUGGAUGCAGGAGGAAGAAAUGUUAAGGCUUCUUUAUUUUCGAGAAACGAAGAGAGUUUACGUGCUCAAUCAGUAGCAGGAUUUUCUUUGUUUUUCCAAUUUUGGUUUUGGUUUCCUUUAGUACAUUGUAUUUCUUUGUCGUACAUUCCAACUUACAUUGUGGGGUUAGAUGAUCAGCUCAGAGUUCCAAAGAGCUUUAGUAUGCAGUGCAACUCUGCCAAAGAAAAAUUUGAUUAUCCGAAAUCUUUUUCUCUAGACAAGAAUGAGGACAAGAAAGUUGUUGUAACUGCUGUGCUUUCUACAGCUUCUAAGAAGAAGUCUAAAAAACAAAAGAGUAUUGUUGGUGAUACAGGAAAUGGCGCCAAGGAAAUUAAUGAUUCAUCUUCUCCAUUAUCUGCUUCAAAACAGGUGAAUGACGAAGAAAGGAUUAAAACUGAACUCAGUAAGACUUUGGAAGAUGAAGUUGAUACUAAGAUGAAUAUUGAGGAGAAGACAGAGAAAGAAGAGGUAGAGAUGAUCGUGGAAGGUGGUGACUCAGAAAACAGUAAGGGCAAUGAUAAGAAAUCAAACUCUUUUGUUUUGAACAAUCCGUUUAGAAUUUUGAAAUCUCAAGAGCAAUUUUUGGAAUAUAUUCCAGAUUCAAGAUAUCUACCAGUCCUUCCUUUACAAAAGUCCGGCUUUAUUUUACUUAAGGAUAAUAAACCAUCAGAACAGGAAGAGUAUCUUUUUACUGUUGGCCAAGAUUCCAACAAAGAUACUAUUUCUACUUUUGAAGAGAAUAAAGAAACUGGAAAGGAGGGAGAGGAAUCAAAUGAGAAGAAGGAAAAGAAUGACGAUGAGAAGAUGUUUGACAAUGAUGAUGGAAAAUUUGAAGAGAUGGUUCCUCCUGAGACUUUUGAAUGGCAGGGAUGA
Cryptosporidium ubiquitum is the source of this 3264-nucleotide messenger RNA. Its product is annotated as RPN2 26s proteasome regulatory subunit. Gene Ontology annotation, cellular component: proteasome storage granule; proteasome complex; proteasome regulatory particle, base subcomplex. The record is from RefSeq and is a predicted model, not a curated record. Gene Ontology annotation, biological process: proteasome-mediated ubiquitin-dependent protein catabolic process; regulation of protein catabolic process. The transcript has a single exon. The coding region runs from base 1 to 3264 and encodes 1087 amino acids. Gene Ontology annotation, molecular function: enzyme regulator activity. Lineage: Eukaryota; Apicomplexa; Conoidasida; Eucoccidiorida; Cryptosporidiidae.